GGCUUAUAAACUUUCUACACAAGAGGUGUUAUAUUAAAAAACAAUAAAAAUGCCCUCAAUACCUGGAAAGUAUCAACAUUAUAAAAAUGAAGACAUUGAUGACUAUUUCAUAGCAGUAGGUGUACCUUUCAUGGGAAGGAAAAUGAUGGCAAUGUCAUCACCUCUAAUGGAAAUAACAAUGGACGGUGAUAAUAUGGUUAUUAAAAAUUCAUCAUUGCUUCGAACAGUGGAAAUGAAUUUCAAAUUGGGCGAGGAGUAUGAAGAACGUAUGCCUAAUACAACUAUUAAGAGUAUUACUAAACUUCUUAAUGACCAUGAACUUGAAACUUUAUCUACUAUUCCUGAGAGUGGUGCUAAGUGCGGAAGACAUUAUUUAUUUAAGGAUGAUGAAUGCGUUAUAACUUUGACCCAUGACAAGGCACAAACACCAGGUAAAAGAUACUUUCGUAGAGUGACUUCUUAAACAUUUGAAUUAUUCAUAGGAAUCUUAAAUUGAGGCAUGCUGUGAGAUCAUUUUAUUGAUUAAAUAUAAUUGGUUAUUGGAAUAAAAGGCAAUUUUAUACUUAUUUAUGUUUAUAAGUUAUAUUUCUAUUGUUGUAAUAUUUUUCUAAUUUUUUAAUAAAUGUUUUAAUUUU
Messenger RNA from Vanessa tameamea, 635 nucleotides. RefSeq names its product fatty acid-binding protein-like. NCBI's taxonomy places the organism in Eukaryota, Metazoa, Arthropoda, Insecta, Lepidoptera, Nymphalidae. Bases 50 to 463 code for a protein of 137 amino acids. The record is from RefSeq and is a predicted model, not a curated record. Gene Ontology annotation, molecular function: fatty acid binding. Gene Ontology annotation, biological process: fatty acid transport. Gene Ontology annotation, cellular component: nucleus; cytosol. The transcript has 5 exons.